AGUCGCACAGGCAAGGCACGGGACAGUCGUGAGUCGCAACUUCGCAUCCUUCUCUUCCUGUUCCUCUCCAGGCUCCGCCAGACCGCCAUUAGCCCGAAGUUCCCAAACCCUAGCUUGCUCCGGCGCUGCCUUCCGCCGGUCCGCCCAUCUGCCGCGGACCGCCGUGGAUCCCGCGCUGCCGGCCCGCUUUCACUUCCCCGCUCCCGUCACCCCACAGGUGCGCUUCCGGUUCCGGGUUUCCCAGCUCUCGCGUGAGGUGCCGGAUCAAAGCAAUCGGCCACCAUGCAGGCUAGCGAUAGGUUCAACAUAAACUCUCAGCUUGAGCAUCUUCAAGCUAAAUAUGUCGGUACAGGACACGCUGACUUGACCAGAUUUGAAUGGGCUGUGAACAUCCAGAGGGACAGCUAUGCCUCUUAUAUUGGGCACUAUCCAAUGUUGGCGUACUUUGCCAUUGCUGAGAAUGAAUCGAUUGGAAGAGAACGUUACAAUUUCAUGCAGCCGCCGCCUCUUCUCUCGCGCUGCGCCGUCGCCGCUCCUCAGAUCCAUGCACCGCCAGCACGUCAUCGCUGCUCCUCGGCUUGGAUCAACGCACCUGCGCCACCACUGAUGCUGCUCCUUCCAGUCAACUUACGAAUGGCAUUGGGAAGUCUGAAAGAAGAGCACAGCAGCGUGGUUGCUGUGUGGUUGUCACUUGUUGCUGACAUCCUGUGUGGUUGUUUGAACUUAAUUUAGAACCAUGUUGACAUGCUUUUAAUUUGGUUUAUGCGCUGGUGCAUUUAUUUGCCUAGGUGAUUAUAAAUAUUAAUCAUUAUUAAAUUAUAUUUCCGUGUGGGCCAUAUCAGCAUUUUGGGGAAUAUGGCGCAUGCGUGUCCGCUACGUGUCGUGUCCGAUACGCGUGUCGGAGUCGGUGCAACGUAGCCUAAUACUAGAUGAUAGCUGCAAGCCUGCAAGUAACAAAAACAGGUCUUAGCCAAUUAACAUAUCACUGAAGCCAGUUCUGUUAGUGGUUGUACUCACAGCUAAUCUGUUAAGCAAACGAGUUCAAAACCUUAGCUCAGUCUCCCUUGUAACCAAAUAUGUAUUGGGUAAAUAAGUGGAGACAUUUAUAGUGUGGUUCAGCUUAGUAGUGCUGUUGCACGUGAAACUGCAUGAGAAAAACAAAGCUGGAGUACAGAUAAUUUGAUAAUGAGCCCUAAUACACUAGCGUGAGCUUGUCAUCUUGCCUCCCAUCUAGUUCAUUUGAUGUCCAAUUUUGCAAGCUAAAUGUGUUAAUAGGAUCAGUAGAUCGGAAGGUCUUUGUUUUGCUGCUUGUUGUCGCAACUAGUUAUGUCCCUCGUGAGUGCGGCACACACCUUUUUCUUUGUUUCGGAGCGGGGUGUUUCACUCGUUUAACAGUUGUUUAUUUUGAUAUUUAGCCAUGACUAGUGUACAGACUACAGACUGUUUUUGCAUCUUUGACCAUUUUAUAACAAACAGUUCUAUUGAUGAGGAAUUGCAAUAUGAAGUAUUAAUCCACUGUUUCU
Panicum hallii is the source of this 1523-nucleotide messenger RNA. RefSeq lists its product as uncharacterized. Gene Ontology annotation, biological process: mRNA splicing, via spliceosome. The coding region runs from base 283 to 732 and encodes 149 amino acids. The transcript is spliced from 6 exons. Gene Ontology annotation, cellular component: U2 snRNP; precatalytic spliceosome. The record is from RefSeq and is a predicted model, not a curated record. NCBI's taxonomy places the organism in Eukaryota, Viridiplantae, Streptophyta, Magnoliopsida, Poales, Poaceae.